Messenger RNA from Sorghum bicolor (sorghum), 1765 nucleotides. Its product is annotated as protein UPSTREAM OF FLC. NCBI's taxonomy places the organism in Eukaryota, Viridiplantae, Streptophyta, Magnoliopsida, Poales, Poaceae. The transcript is spliced from 4 exons. Bases 195 to 1427 code for a protein of 410 amino acids. The record is from RefSeq and is a predicted model, not a curated record.
GCAAGCUGGUCCUGUCACGAUUUCAAUGCCUGCAUUGCAGUGUGCGCUGCGCCUCUGAGCCCUUUCCUUUGCACCUUCCCUUGUGUCGCACUCGCGCCAUUUAAACCGCUACGAGCUCGCUAGCAAAGCUAGCACUCCAGCGACGAGACGACGCCAGCGACGAAGAGCGCGGCGGCCGGUUUAUUUGGUAAAGCAUGGCGGUGGUGGUGGCGGGCAGCAGGGCGAGAGCGGAGCGGGCGAGGCUGCAGUGGCGGGAGCAGGAGCCCAGGAGCCCCGAGAUGGCCGCGCCGCCACCAAGACCACCCAGGUCGCGCCCGGCGAGGGCGGCGGUCGUCUACUACCUGGCGAGGAACGGCCACCUCGAGCACCCGCACUUCAUGGAGGUCGUGCUCUCCUGCCCCGACGGCCUCUACCUCCGAGAUGUGAUCGACCGGCUCGACGCGCUGAGAGGCAAAGGGAUGGCGCGCAUGUACUCAUGGGCGUCCAAGAGGAGCUACCGGAACGGCUUCGUGUGGCACGACCUGGCGGACGACGAUUACAUCCACCCCGUGGUCGGAAGGGAGUACGUGCUCAAGGGCACCGAGCGCCUGCACCCGGUGCCGCCGGCGGCGCUGCUCGACGCGGCGGCCGCGUCCUCGUCGUCGUCCGGCUCGCAGGACACGCCCACCUCGUCGUCCUCUGCCAGGUGGGAGGCGCACGGCAGGCCGGCGCACCGAAUGAAGAGCGCCACCAGCGCGUGCGGCACGGCUGACCUUGGCGAGUACGUGGUGUACAAGGGCGAGGAGGGCGCCGCGGACGCCGCGACGCAGACCGAGGACGGCGGGCGCGCUCACGGCCACGGCCACAGCCAGAGGCGCGUCGUCCUGGCCCCCGCCGCGCAGGAGGAGCUGAGCGGGGCGGAGACGUCGCCGCCGACGGCGUCGACGAGCCCCGAGACGCUGGAGGCGCUGAUCAAGGCGGACGGGCGCGUCGUGGCGGCCGUCAGCGGUAGCGGCCGGGCCAGGGCGUCCUCCGUGCUGAUGCAGCUCAUCUCGUGCGGGUCCGUGUCCGUGCGGGACGCGCGCGCCUCCCCGGUGAUGCCGCGCGCGCACCACCACCGCGCCCGCCGCCCGCCCCGCCCGCCGCCGUCCGCGGCCGUGGAGCUACCGUCGUACCGCGCCAAGAUCGUGGAGGACAAGGAGUACUUCAGCGGGAGCAUCAUCGAGACCGCAAAGCGCUCGCCGGCCGACGACGUGACGUCGUCCCAAGACCUGGCCGUUCUCCGGCGGUCGGCUUCGUACAACGCGGAGAGGGUGAUAAAGCUGGAGCUGGCAAAGGAGGCCGGGGACCUGCAUGACCGCUGCAUCCCGCGGAAGACCAAGGGCAAGAAAGAGGGCUACCUGGUCAUCUCCUGCAGCGCGCAGGCGCAGGGGAAUAAUAAGGGAUGACGUGGGCGUCUUCGUUGCUAGCGUAUGGCCGUCGUCCGGCGAUCGAUGAGCUUAGCUGGUCCCGCCGGGGGAAAACGGCGACCUGGCGUGGCGCCGGCCUAUGUGCCUUCUUCUUUCUUGCGUCGGGAACAGUAGAUAAGUGUCCAGUAGUCUGUGGUCCAGUUUGAUGUCGUCUGCUUGUUAGAUGCUGAUUGCUGAAUGCCUGUGAUUUUCCGUGUGAGCUACCACUCUAAUGUUAAGAGCAAGUAUUAUAAUACAGCCAGCAGCUGACUGUAAGAUUUCUUUACAGCCUUCUUGCAGCCCACUCAUAUAAUGGUUAGCUCAUCACUAUUAAUACA